AUGAACGGGGUAUUUGACCGGCUACCUGAGCGCAUUUAUAUAUUUGUUUACGCUGACGAUGUGCUGAUUGUGGCCUCCGGUACACAGAUCCGAACCCUACGGCAAGCGCAAGCGGCAGUCUCUGCCGUCGUCAAAUGGACCGACUCGAUGGGUUUCCAGCUAUCCGCCAGGAAGAGCAUCCGAUGCCACGUAUUUCCGUCUCAGCACCGAGUCAAUAGCACCCCAAUUACGAUCCACGAGCAAGCCAUUCCAAACAGGAAAACAGUUCGCGUCCUCGGCGUACUGAUCGACCGAACGCUCUCCUUCGACCAACAUUUCCAACAGGUCAAAAAGGACAACCGCAGUAGACUCAACCUCGUUAAAACGAUCUCUCGGCCUCACCGAUCCAACAACCGCGAUGUUCGGUUCCGGGUGGCACGAGCCAUCAUCGACAGUACGUUGCUUUACAAGACGGAAAUUACUUGCAUCGCUUCCGAGAAGCUGGUUAGAACCCUAGCACCAUUCUACAACAGCUACAUCCGCAUAAUAUCUGGUCUCCUGCCAUCCACUCCAGCAGACGCCGCAUGCAUCGAAGCGGGUCUUCUUCCUUUCCGGUUCUGCUUAAACGCAAAUAUUGCCACAAAAGCCGCUGCCUUUUCCGCCAAGACCUCCGGAAACAAUAGGAUCUUUCUCCUCGACGAGGGGAACAGAGUCCUCCGCACGGCCGCCAACAUCGACCUACCCCCAGUGGCCAAAGUCCAUUGGCAUGGAGAGAAAAGUUGGCACUCUUCACGAAUCCAAUUGGACAAUCGGAUCAAGAACCACUUCAAAGCAAGGGAUGCAUCCAUCAUUUUGCGCAGAUCGGUCGCCGAGUUACUUGGGUCCAACUAUGCCGACCACGUACAUCGGUACACCGACGGCUCCCGAUCGAUAAACGGAGUAGGUAUCGGGAUUUUUGGAGACGGUAUUGCUGAAAGCAGCAGUCUUCCUCCACAAUGCUCGGUUUUCUCGGCCGAGGCUGCAGCGAUCUUCCGUGCCGCUACGACGCCAGCCAACAAAUCGAUACUUAUAUUAACCGACUCACACAGCGUCGUUCAAGCGAUCACCUCGGAAGCACCAAAACACCCAUGGAUCCAGGCGAUUAUCAAGUACGCCCCACCGAACACCGUGUACACAUGGAUUCCCGGACACUGCGGAGUGCCAGGUAACGAGUCUGCUGAUCACCUUGCCGGAGCCGGGACAUCGGGUCCCAGACUCACCAACAAGGUACCCCUACAGGACGUCAGACGGUGGAUUAUGCGGACCAUUCGAGCGGCAUGGGAAGCUGAGUGGUUCCGCAACAGAACUGCUUUCAUCCGCAAAGUAAAAGGGUCAACUGAACCAUGGAGAGAACUGGACAACCUGAGGGAUCAACGCGUGAUUUCGCGGCUUCGAACCGGGCACACUAAACUCUACUAUAACUAUGGUGGCCUGCCGUUCCGCAGAAGCUGCAUCAUCUGUGGGGUACCCAACACCGUCGAACACAUCCUAUGCAACUGCCCGGAGUUCCAAAAUCUUCGGGAGUCACUCUGCCCAACUUCCAGCAUCAGCGAUCUGCUCGGGAAUGAUACUUCGGCCUCGGCAGCACUAGUAACCCUCUUAAAAGAAGUCAAAAUCUACCACUUGGUAUAG
Molecule: messenger RNA, 1650 nt
Organism: Ochlerotatus camptorhynchus
Lineage: Eukaryota; Metazoa; Arthropoda; Insecta; Diptera; Culicidae
Exons: 1
Coding region: 1-1650 (549 amino acids)
Biological process (GO): DNA replication, removal of RNA primer
Molecular function (GO): RNA-DNA hybrid ribonuclease activity; nucleic acid binding
Source: RefSeq, a predicted model, not a curated record